UGGCUGGGAUGACGGCUUGACGGUGCGUCGGUGCGGACAGGUGGAAGCUCCGGUCUGACGAGCUGCUGUUGUUCUUCACUACAAAGAGAGACGAGAACCGGAGAAAGUCUGAGAAUUGACACCGAAACAAAACCAUGAAGCCUCGGCGGUGAAUUUACAAACUGUCCGCUGAUUUCAACCACUAAUUCUGACGGUUUUCAUUUAUUUUUAUUUUAGUGAAAAAUGUCCGAAAGACGAGAGAAAAAUCCAACAGAAACUGCGCAGUCAUAGUUUAAUGGGAGCGGUGACCUGAGCAGAUAUGGCCGCUGACGACAAGGUUGCCAUCCUGACCGACGACGAGGAGGAGCAGAAGAGGAAGUAUGUUCUGGCCGAGCCCUUCAACACGCUGUCGAUGGCUCGGCAGGACGCCGCCUCGGAGGCUCCGCCCGAGCAGACGGUGGCGGCGCAGCCCGACUCCAUCGACUGCUGCGAGCGCAUGUGUCUCCGCAUCAACAGCCACCUGCUGGUCUCCAAAGUCUUCUACUUCUUCUUCUACGCCGCCUAUGGCUCGCUGCACCCGCUGCUGCCCGUCUACUACAAGCAGCUGGGCAUGUCGGCCAGCCGCAGCGGGCUGCUGGUGGGCAUCCGCUACUUCAUCGAGUUCUGCAGCGCCCCCUUCUGGGGCGUGGUGGCCGACCGCUUCAAGAAGGGCAAGGCCGUGCUGCUGUUCUCCGUCCUCUGCUGGCUCUUCUUCAACUGCGGCAUCGGCUUCGUCAAGCCGGCCGAGAUGAAAUGCGAGGAGAUCGGAGCGUCUCCCGUGACGACGCUGCCGCCCCUGAUGACGACGACGCUCCCUCAAAGCAACGCCACCAUUCAGAGCGGCUCCACCAUUCAGAGCGGCUCCACCAUUCAGAGCGGCCCCACCAACCGGACCAGGAGCCGCCGGAGCCUCCUGGACCUGCCUGGACUUCCUGAGCUAAUGGACUCUUACUUCAGCGUCCUGCACAGACUCAGACGGAGCGACGACGCCAACAUGACCUCAGCUCCUGUUACCACCCAGCCGCCUCCAAACACCACCCUGCAGACCACCACCACCCCGACCACCACCUCCAAGAAGAAGUUCCAGAUCAUCUACAACCAGGACCAGGUGGAGACCAUCUUCCUGCUCAUCCUGCUGGUCAUCAUCGUGGGUGAGUUCUUCAGCGCCCCCGCCGUCACCAUCGUGGACACCGUCACGCUGCAGUACCUGGGGAAAGCCCGCGACCGCUACGGCCUGCAGCGGAUGUGGGGGUCUCUGGGUUGGGGCGUGGCCAUGCUGCUGGUGGGCAUCUGGAUCGACCACACCCACCUCAGCGUCCUGAUCGACGGCGUUGGCUGCGUCCUGCCCGACUAUCGGCUGCACAACUACCAGAUCGCCUUCAUCGUGUUCGGCGUGCUGAUGGGCGUGGCCUUCAUCGUGGCCACGCAGUUCUACUUUGAGAAGGGCGGCGACUACCAGCAGGAGCUUCCAGAGGUGGUGGAGGACUCGGCCAGCCCUCAGACCUCCACCCCCGAGUCCGGCUCCUCGGACCAGACCCCGAGCAGCCCCGAGCAGGAGUUCCACUACAGCGACCUGCUGAAGCUGCUGUGUAGCGUCCGCUACAGCUCCGUGCUGUUCGUCGCCUGGUUCAUGGGCUUCGGCUACGGCUUCGUCUUCAGCUUCCUCUACUGGCACCUGGAGGACCUGAAGGGAACCAACACCCUGUACGGGGUUUGUUCCGUCCUCAGCCACAUCUCAGAGCUCGCCGCUUAUUUCACCAGCCACAAGUUCAUCGAGCUGGUCGGACACGUCAGAGUUCUGUACAUCGGCCUGGCCUGCAACACGGCCCGCUACCUGUACAUCUCGUACCUGCAGAACGCCUGGACGGUGCUGCCCAUGGAGGUCCUUCAAGGUGUGACUCACGCCUCGGUUUGGGCGGCCUGUAUCUCCUUCCUGAGCGCCGCGGUGCCCCCGGCUCUGAGGACGUCGGCUCAGGGGAUCCUGCAGGGCCUCCACCUCGGAUUGGGUCGCGGCUGCGGAGCGACGGUCGGCGGAGUGUUCGUCAGUUAUUUCGGCGCUGCAGCGACAUUCAGGGGAAUCGGCAUGGCCUCCCUCGUCAUCCUCCUCAUUUUCUCCUUCAUCCAGUGUCUGACCGGAGACGACGAAGGCAAAGAGAACAAGAUGUUGGCGGAGAACAUCCCGGUUCCCUCCAGCCCAGUUCCCAUCGCCACCAUCGACCUGGUUCAGAGCCAGACGGCCGCCGGCAGCCCGUCUCCGGCUCGCCAGGCCGCCGUGCUGCCCGUGAAGAAGACCAAACACCAGGAGGACCAGGAGGACGCCAACCGGCCGGCCUGGGUCCUCUCUGCAGCCCCCUGGGUCACCAUCGCCUUCGCCGUCGUCCAGAUCCGGGAGAUGAUGAAUGUUAGGAAGAGCAGCGGGCCGCCGCCAGAGACCCAACCACUGCAGGUACCUAGUGAGCAGGCUUCAGUUUCAUCACAUGGAAACCAUAGCGACGACGCCACGGAACCACCGGCAGAAACACCCACGACGCCGAACGACACCCACCCAGCACCCACAGACUCUAACGAUCACCCGCCUACUUCAGAAGGAACACAAGAAAACCCAGCAUUCACAUUCUCAGCGGAAAACGCACACUGACGGCAUUUAGAUUCAAUUUAUUCACACCAAGCUUCAAGCUUCUGCAGGGUCUUGAAAAGUCAGUGUUAAAAUCAGCUGCUGUGGUGUUUGAACUGAACCCGCUGCAGCUUAAAUUGCAUAAACACUGUAUUUAUGGAGAUUACUGUAAACAUUUGUGCGAGUUCUCGCAUAAAAUGAGGCACACGUGUCCAGAAAAUAUCCAGCAAGGCUGGAAAAAAUGUUUGUAUGUUGUUGAAAUGGAUGAUUUUUGCAGCGGGGACUUUGGUUUAAAUGUGGAGGUGAAUUUGGGAGCAAAUCACCCCUGUGCACUGUUGUUAUUAUUGUUGUUGUUGUUAUUAUUAACUGCCGGUGGAGUGUGAAGGGAAACCUUCAAAUAUAAAUGUGCCUCUUGAUAACUUAUUCAACUUAAUGUACUUAAAAAGCAAAGAAAAUCUAAAGUUUUAUGCACGAAAUGGCGUUUAAAAGAAGUGACAAUAUGCAGCUUUAGCAAAAUAAAAGCAAAAACAUACCAAAAUAAACUACAUUUUACUAACUUACCAGUAGCUGAGGUUAUUCUCUGACACAAAGUAUAAUAUUUGAGAGAUUUUUAAAUUGCAGUAGGGAUUUUUCAUGUACAGUUUUUAUACUGACAGUAUCACUGUGGACUGGCUGCACUGUGCAGCUAAUUUCACAAUAAAAGCCUCCCGGUUUCUCCCUCCUUCUGGAUGCUUUUAUUUUGAAGCAGCAGCAGAAAGAGGUUUUUGUGUUUGCAGUAAUUUAAUCCAUAAUUAACAGUCAGGUUUAAUGCAUUAAAGGGAUAUUCCAGAUUCAAAACAGACACCAAAAUGUUAAUAAACACAAGAAAUGCAAAUAGUAAGCAGACUGUAGUGACUUUACACUAAUGUGAGUCGUUAUCUUCAAUAAAAAUCUGUAUUUUAAGGUUAGGGGAGUUAGCGUCUCAGCUGUGUACAUACGGUUAUUUGUGUGAGCUUUUAAAAAGCCCAAAUGCUCUGCAGACAUUUCCAAAAUCCCCAAAGAUUCCUGUAAACAUUUUCAGUACCCACUUAAAACAGACUUAUGAAGAUGCACAGUAACACAAAAUAAAAGUUAAAUUUUUGCUCCAUGUUUGGUCCAUGUUGCAUGAAUUAAGCAGAUUAACGUCUUUUUUUUGGCCACCAUAUUAAUGAAAAAAGAAUUUCUUUUGACAUUUGUACCGAUUUAGGAAAGUACAAAGAAAGUAAAUGAAUGAAAACACUCAUAAAAUAGAGUAAAUAUGGAUUUGAAAGAAAAUAAAACAAAACAAGUAAAUCUGCUGAUGGUUUCUUUUUAAUUUAAUUUUUGUGAUUUAUUUAUAUGAAUUUAAUCCGUUUUCAGUGCAGUUUUGCACAUUUAGACCAUUAAAAAGACCUUUCUUUCGUAUUUUGUCACUUCUUUUAAAUGGAAAAUCAGAUUUUGAACGUUUAAUUCCUUCAUAGGAGCACAUGGUGGGGAUAAAGUGCCUCUUUUUAAGCCUCUUAAUCAUCACUAUUAGGACUUCUUAUGAAGCGAUGUCAAGCAGAGAGCCCUUUACCGUACAUCAGUCUGAUGUUUUUAUACCUAAACUGCCAACAGCUCUCUCUGCUUCUUUGAUUUUCAUGCCAAACUACUCCCAGUAUUGUGUGUUUUCAUGUCAUCUGUGUAGAAAACCUUGAAACUUUUUAGAAAUUCUGUUUACUGUACGAUUAGAGGACAUUCCUGAACAAGAGGGAAGAAAAUGUAAUGUAAUCUGUCAGUGUUUUUUUGGUCUGUGUUUGUGUCCUGAUGGGAAGUUUCAGCCCUUUAAUACAGAAAAGCACUGUGGCUAACGCUA
Molecule: messenger RNA, 4484 nt
Organism: Acanthochromis polyacanthus (spiny chromis)
Lineage: Eukaryota; Metazoa; Chordata; Actinopteri; Pomacentridae
Product: major facilitator superfamily domain-containing protein 6
Exons: 7
Coding region: 299-2656 (785 amino acids)
Biological process (GO): antigen processing and presentation of exogenous peptide antigen via MHC class I
Cellular component (GO): plasma membrane
Source: RefSeq, a predicted model, not a curated record